Messenger RNA from Mercenaria mercenaria, 10146 nucleotides. RefSeq names its product GDP-fucose transporter 1-like. Bases 181 to 1233 code for a protein of 350 amino acids. Gene Ontology annotation, cellular component: Golgi apparatus. Gene Ontology annotation, biological process: protein O-linked glycosylation via fucose; GDP-fucose import into Golgi lumen. Gene Ontology annotation, molecular function: antiporter activity. NCBI's taxonomy places the organism in Eukaryota, Metazoa, Mollusca, Bivalvia, Venerida, Veneridae. The record is from RefSeq and is a predicted model, not a curated record. The transcript is spliced from 6 exons.
UAAACAAAAUAUCUUUUUUUUAAAUGUUCAGUUAAAAUACACUUUUCUGCUUUGAUGAAUUCCUAUGUAUAACCACUAUUCUUUGUUUUUAAUACGCUUGCAAUAAUCUGUUCGUUAGUAAAUUGAAAGUUGAAGGCAAGAUUUCACGACAAUUUACGUUUACACGUUGUCACCUGUCAGAUGGAAACAACAACAGAUAAAAGCAAGGAAACAACAACAAAUAAAAUGGAGACGUUCCUUUCAAAAGCGUUGAAAAUUGCUGCAGUUGUGGCUGCUUACUGGUUCAUCUCAAUAUCUAUGGUAUUUCUAAACAAGUACCUUCUUAGCAGUGAAGAUUUAAAGUUGCAAGCUCCUCUCUUUAUAACAUGGUACCAGUGUGUAGUGACAGUCCUUAUGUGUUUUCUACUGAGCUACCUGGCAAAGUUUCUUCCAAGCUUCGUAUCCUUCCCAGAGAUGUAUGUGGACCCAAAACUAUGCAGAGCUACUUUACCAUUGUCAGUGGUGUUUGUAUGUAUGAUCACAUUUAACAACCUGUGUUUGAAAAAUGUGGGUGUGGCCUUCUACAAUGUGGGCAGGUCUUUAACUACGGUCUUCAAUGUGAUUUUUACCUUUUUCCUGCUGAAACAGACGACAUCAGUUCAGGCUUUGAUCUGCUGUGGUGUAAUUAUUGGAGGAUUUUUACUUGGAGUUAAUCAGGAGGGAGAGGCGGGAUAUCUUUCAGUGAUGGGUGUAAUGUUUGGUAUAUGUGCAAGUGCAAGUGUGGCGUUGAACGCCAUCUAUACAAAGAAAGUUCUUCCCCUUGUCGACAACAAUAUCUGGCGUCUAGCACUCUAUAAUAACGUAAAUGCAACAUUUCUUUUUCUACCUCUAAUGUUUGUAUUCGGAGAAUUUACAGAAAUCGUCAAUUUUAAUCAAUUAACAAGUUCUCAUUUUUGGGCUCUCAUGACAUUGAGCGGAGUUUUCGGAUUCGCUAUAGGAACAGUGACGGGAUUACAGAUUCAGUUUACGUCACCGCUGACACAUAAUAUAUCUGGUACUGCUAAAGCAGCUGUACAGACUGUUAUAGCUUGUAUAUACUUUAGUGAGUCAAGGUCAGCUCUAUGGUGGCUAAGUAAUUUAACAGUUCUUGGAGGAUCCGGCGCGUACACGGAGGUAAAACGGCGAGAAAUGAAGAAACAGCACAAUUUGGAUAUGACUGUAGUAGUCACUGAAGAGAAAAAGGAAAAUGUAUAGACUAGCAAGAUUAAUUUAAGUGUCUUACCUAUUUAGAACUGGAGUGCUUAUAAAAACUCAGAGAAUAAAGUUUUCAUCUUUUAAAUGCACAUUUUUAUGAGAAGGCAGUUAAUUUUUAACUAUUUCUCAGUAAAAACACACUUGCAUGUGUAAGUCACAACAGUUGUACAAAAAGUCUGAAAAUUAUUUAACACUACCUUCAUCAUUAAAGUCCGAGGAUUUUAACUUUAUUUUAAAAAACAGAUACACUUGCUAUCAAUUGUAGAGUAUGCAUAAUGACAUGUUAGGAAAGUGCUACUUUCAACAUUGCACAUGAUCUAAAAGGAUCAUUGCCAUAAAGGGAGGUAAUAAAAUAGAUUCAACAAUACCUUCUACUAAACUGACAAAAAUAUGCAAAUCUUAUAGGAUGACCAGCUCCAUUAAGGGAUGUAAUAAAAAUAGAUUCAAUAAUACCUUCUGCUUGUUGACACAUGCGCAAAUAUUUGAGAAAACUGUUAUCGAAAGUAAGAUUUAAGAAACAAAACAUUGUAUUUUAUGUUUGUAGCAAAUCAUAUGGUUGACUGAGUCCAGUCAUUUUGAGUCUUUUAGUGAUACAUGUACCAGCUUAUAAAAGAUCAAAGUAUAUUGAACAGUUAAUUGGAUUGUACCAAAGCUAUCUGUAGUAUUUUGACAUAUUUUAAUAAAUUAUACCUCUGAAACACUAUAGGCACUUCUUUUCUAAUGAAAUAGAUUCACAUAUGUCAUAUCAUUGUCACAUUGUUGCUGUGAACUUAGGUCAGUGAUUGACUGUUUGGUGUGAUGUUUUGAUAGUUUUUGUUUGUGAAAUUAAUUAAUUGUCUUAAAAAACAGAACAAAUAUUUCCUAUUCAAGACUUGGAUGGUUCUUGAAAAGAACAGGCUCUUGGGCAUCAUUUCCAAGAUAACUUGAAUCUUUGUUGUUUAUAAGAAUGUUUUACUUUAGUUUGAAAAUAAAUAAAUAUUUUGUAUUUGUGUUUAAGGGUUUCUUGAUUUAUGAUUUUAUAGAAGAUUAAACAAUUUCAAAUUCAUAAGCCAGAAAACAGAUGUGUUGAAAUUGAAUAAAUUAAACAAGAAAUUAAUGUAAAUAAGAACAUGGUCAUAUUUUUCAGUCAACAGCGUGUAGUUCUUAGAAGUGCUUGUGAUAAGUUUAUGUAUUAACUACUUAGAAAUAUCUAGGUAUCUUGUGCUUAGAGGGGAAAUGACUUGAAAUUUCUGCAUGAACAGGGCAAGGUAUGAAUUGUUCUUUGUUUUCCUGCAUUUCUAAAGUAAAAUAAGAUAGGUGCGUAAAAAGCAUUUUUAUAAGGCAUUGAAAUGCAGAUUUCAGAACUUGUUGUUCUUUUUUUCAAGUAACAUAACAUAUACCACAGGUGAAAAAUAUUAUGUCAGCGCACAUAAAUCAAAAGGUUAUUUGUUGCUUGUUUUUAAUAUGAUUGGAAAGACCGUUCCAAUUUAUCUUCGUAAAAUAUGUGAUAUUUUGAAAUUUUAAAAGUACCAUGUUAACACAUGUUGUGUUUGGAAUUGUUUUGUUGCUGUUUUUAUAAUGAUUGUAAUGACAAAGUAAAGGAUUUCUUUUAGUAUUUCUAUUAAUAUGUUUGAUGAGGGUCAUAUAUAAUAUUAUGUAAAUACAGUCAAACUUCGUUCACUGGAACUCGGAUAAUUGGUACACCAACCUUCACUCGACCUCAUAGUCAGGUCUUGAAAAUUUGUUUGAUGGCUUGAACUACCGAUAAUUAUGUCUCCCACCACACAGUGGUGUGGGAGACGUAUUGAUUUACUCCAGUCUGUCUGUCUGUAUGUGUGUGUGUCUGUCUGUCUGUCUGUCACAAAGCUUGUCCGCACUCGAAGUCGAACAUUUCUCAUCCGAUCUUCACCAAACUUCAACAAAAUGUGUCUGCCAAUAAGUGCUCAGCCAAGUUGGAUAACUAGCCAAAUCGGCCUAGGCACUUCGGAAUUAUGGCCCUUGAAUUACCCAAAACACUCAGAUUUCUUGCGCAGUUUUGCACCCAAACUGGCGCCUAAACUACUAGUAGUAUAGGUGUCCUUUUGGUGUCAAGAAAGCGCAUGCACAUGUGGAUUAACCUUUAGCCUGCUGGCGGCAAAUGAUUCUGCCUGUUCGCAGUUCAGUCAGUAAAUUUUCAGUGAACACCCCUUUAAAUAAUAAAUGAUAUUGCCCAAAUUGAAUGACGAACCAGUCCAUUGUAGAAAUAUAGCAGGCUAAGGGUUAAGUAAACAGCAUAUAAAGACUGACUUACUAUUUAGAUGAUUAGGCAGUUGUGGGAGACAUGCGCUUUUCUCAAAAGCAUCUCUACUUCAUAAAAAAAUUUGCUGGUCCCAACGAGUUCGAGCAAACAAAGUUUGACUGUAGUCUGAAAGAUUAUCAAUUCACUUUAUACAUUGUACAUGUGUAAUAUUUUUAAGACUAUAUUAUGCAGGGGCAUUUGUAGUUUUACAUGUCAAUUGAAUUUAGACAAAUAUUUUUGUUGUACAUCCAUGAUUCUGAUAAAUCCAUAAGAUGGGCAAGUAUAUCACACUAAGGCUAUCAUGUGUAUCAUGCUGUAUGACCAUAACACAGUCAAAAGUAUAUAUUCUAUGUACAACCUAUUUAAAUAACGUUUGUGUAACCUAUUAACCCUUAGCAUGCUAGAUAAAUUGUCGUCUGCUGGAAAUGUCAUCUACUAAAAUUGUAAAGUUCAUUCAAUUUGCUCCAAAAUUGGAAGAAAUAUUGUCAGAGUAGCAAACAGCUUGGAACCUGAUCAGACGCCGAUUUAAUCGGCAUCUGAUCUGGUUCCAAGCUGUUUGCAAAGGCUGUUAAAUUCGCCUGCAGCAGGCUAAGGGUUAAAUAAUGUUUGAAUAUAAUGUCCAAGUGCAAUUGUCUGUUAGUAGAUUAGCAGUUAUUCAUGGAAUGGAAUUUUGAAAUUGAGAAUCUUGAUGAUUUUUUUUUAAUCCACUGGUUUACAGAAGGUCGGUGAUUCUAAGGUGCCCGCCCAUGAUGAAAUAAUGCACAGAGGGGCACCUACGGCCUUCCUCCACCAUCAAAGCUGGAAAAAAUCCAUAUUACCUAAAAUUGUGUCGGUGUGACAUUAAACCCAACCAAAAAAAAAGAGAGAGAAUUUUUAUCGUGUUUAAAUUGUUAGAUGGAAAGUCUCAGUUUAUUUACAUAUUGCAAAAAAAGCUGCAAUUUCAUCAUCAACAUAUUUUUGCUGCCAUCCAAUAUAUCAAUCAAGUUGUUGCAAAGUGAGUUCUCUUGUCACUACUUUUAUAUUUAUUAGUGUCAUUUAAUUUCAUAUACUGAUAUCAUUUGCAGUCAUUUGUUUCAUCUUUAAAAUAUUUGAGUCAUUCAGUAAACAAUGGGAGUGAAUCUCUUAGACCAUAACGUAAGUGUUCAUUUUGACAUUCUUAACAUUCCAUAUACAGGGAUAUAAAUUAACACUGCAGUGUGACUGCACCUAUAAACCUGCUAGACACGUAAUUUCUAAAGUUUAUGGGCCUAGCCUGAAACUUUGUGGCCUAACUACAUGUAUACGACAAAAUACAUUUAGACUUUGUGGAAAUCCAAAUAAAACACAAAUUCUUUCAUUAUACAUGCUAGAAUCUUUGCAUUGGCACAGCUAUUACAUGUUCCAGGAAUUAUAUUUGAAGUGUACCGAUCCGGCUUACCAUAGUUAAUUUUAACAGAUUGACUGUCUCAUGCGUAAAAGAUGAAGUUGAAAAAAUUAAUUAUAGGAACCCUCAAUAUUAUGCAGAUUGUCAGUUGGGCGAAUGUCUUGAAAAAUAUACUAGUCCAGAUUAAAAAACUGGUUUUCAUGGGCGACUAGGCGAGUGUUAGUUUAUAUCCCUGUAAAGUAAUUUAUUUAGUCAACGACAUGUUACCCAUUAUUCUAACAUGACUCGAUUUGAUUUCCAGUUAAACAAAGAAGGAAAUCAAGCUCUGUAUAUUCGUUCAGAUGCUUCAGUUCCUUGGUAAAUUAGACGAUAAACCACUCGAAGGCCUUGAUUAUUUGUUUAGUAAUCUGUGUAUAUUGUAUGUUCAAUUAUCAGAAAAACUGUAUAGGAUGUCUUGUUGGGAACUUCCCAAAAUGCUACUUUUAAGAUGGUUAUCUUACAGUUUAAAAAAAUGAUUUAUGGUACAAAUUUGUUUAAAUUUAUUUGAAUAUGAUAAGCAAUAGAAUAACUUUAAGAGAGCAUAGCCCUUAUGAAUAGUUCUGUGUUACUGGUAACUGUUUCAGAGUGUGAUUGUAAUAUAUUUAGUACGUAAAAUAGUAAAUCAAAUAUGGAAACACUAUUUCUUAGUUCUUCCAAGGUUCUCCACAUGUUGUUACCAUUAGCAUGUAUUAUUAGAAAUAAAACAUGAUUUGUCAUGUCUAAUAAAUAAUUGUCUUUUGGUUAGCAAAAUAUUUUCGGAGAUUCAUUCAAAGAUUGUCAAAUAUGAUGACAGUAUUAUUCUACUAUCUAUACAUAUUGUUUAUUCAUUUACUGUACCAGAUAAAUGGCAGGUGACUAGACUAGUGUAAAUUGAAUUGUAUUGUUCAAAAAUGCCAGUAAAAGAAUGUGUGUUGUUUUUUUUGUCAUGUAUAUUUUAUUUGAUCUAGUAUUGUACACUACUUAGACCUUCAAAGGCAUUAUUAAAGAAAAUCCAAAACUCAGAGAUUAAAAUACAAAUUUACAGAUUAAUACUUAUGAAAUACAUUUUCAGCUGACAGAUACGAACAUUAAAUUUUAAGUUUUUGUUGAACAAAAUUCAUGAAAAGUGUUUGAACAAAACUAAGCCUGGAUGGCUUUUUGAGGAAAGAAAAUCAUAUUUCUAACUUGAUUAAAGACACUUAACCAGUGUUAGAAUUGAGCCUUUCUUUAAACAAAAUAAAAGUGAAAAAAUCAGUGAAUAUUAUCUAAACAUGUUAAUUUAACUUAAAGGUUGAAAGCUGAUUCUUGAAUAAAACUUAAUUCUUGAGAAAAUUAUUAUAAAAUCUAGCUCUUUUAUGCUAUAAUCCAGUACAGCAGUAUUUAUUAUACACUAUAUGUAUGAAAUCCACGAUUUAUAUACAUUUUCUAGUGCUUCUUAUUUUAUACAACGAUCAGGCAUGUUAUGUUAAAAAGGUUAUAUUUCCAAAGAUAGCCUCCUCCUAGCUGUGUUUGUAUAAAACUUGUUUUUGUAUUAUUUUAAUUGAAAGUACUGUAAAAACUCAUAUUUUCUUUGGGUCAAAAUUUUGUGAAUAUGAAAUUUUGAGAAUCUUCCCAAGCUUUAAAUUUGCGAAAUUGUUAAAAUGGUAUCCUACUUUAAUGGUGAAUAUUUACGCGAGGAUUAAUUUUUGCGACAAGUAGGGCCUCGUGAAUAUAGCGAAAAUUAAACCCUUGCGAAAAAUUUUGCUUUUACAGUACUGUUAACUAUUCCAUAUAAAAGUAAUUACUAUUUUCUCAUUUCGAAGCAUCAGUCAUCAUGUGGUUUGAAUAAAUUACUUCUCAACUCUGUUUCUUGAUCCCCACUCUGGAUAUCAUGUGAUGGAUUCAGGCAGUUGGCUUGCAUUGAUUAGUGCUCCCAAUAGUUGAAUACUGUAUCGUUGGGUUGUCCUUCAAUAAAAAAAAAAGCUGGAAAAUCACGAUAUGACCAGAACUGUGUUAGUGUGACUUAAAGCCCAGUAACACCAUAUUUUUUCAUUAAAAAAAAAAUCAUAGAAUUUGUUCUAUUAUGUUGAUAUUGUCAUAGACAAAAACUUAGCGCUAAAUUCAGUUUCAUUUAUCAGCAAAUUGUUAAAUAUUUUAAUGAUUUAUUAGUAAUUACUUUUAUUAGAUGUUUUAUCUGUUGAUUAGAUUGUUUGUUUUGCAUUUUAUAUUUUAUUAUGAUUUUUGAUGUGCUUGAUGUUAAUAUUUGGUCUUGGUAAGUGAUACAAAACUAUUUUUUUGAAGUAUGAAAAUUAGAAAGUUACAAUUUGAUGGUUGUAAACUAACAAAUAUGUGUAGAUUUUACUUUGCUUGUGUGUUCAUAUAUCAAUUAAGCUGUCAACCUUUUUCAAUUUUUAUGUACAGAUAACCCGGUUUCAGAUUUUCAUAUGCCUUUUACACAAUUACAGUAAGGGAAUAAUUUGUACAAUCAGAGUGAUUUUUACAUGCUAUAUUUUGUUGUAUAACUGGUGUAAUGUUAGGACAAAUAUUGGCUUUUGGCUUCAGUAUUUAUCCAUUUCGUAUAUUUUCUCAUCAUACAGAGAUUUUUUUUCAAAAGAAGUUAUAGUACAGUAGCUCUAUUUUUAACUAAGUGAGAAGUUGUUGGAUAUUUUUAAACAACUGAAUUACCUCCCUUUUACCAAGAAAAUCUAUAUCUUAAUAAUUUGACCAAAAUAAAGCUUAAUGAUUGGCUAAUCAUUGGUUAAUCAUGAUUGGCUAAUAGAUUAGCCAUGAUAGAAUCCAGGUCAAAAAAGUGAUUACUAAUUAAGUAAUUGUAAUUAGUAAUUCUACAGUAAAAUAGUUUAGUCUUUACCCAGAUUGUUUAUGUUAUAUGAGUAAUAGUAAGUGUGUUAUAGUGAUUUUUUUGUUUUUAAGAAAAACUUAAUUGUUAUUAUAUUUAAGAAUUCAUGUGUAUUGUAUGCAACAGAUGGGUUUUAAACCAUGAAAUAUUAUUAAAUGUGCCAUGGUUUUUGUUGUAUUAUAAAUCUAUGGUGUAAAACGUGAUAUACGUUAUAUGUUGCAAUGUGGUAUAAAUAACCAUAAAUUAUUUCAGGUUUUUUUUUUUUCGCUGAAAAGUAGCUCUUGAUUCUAUAAUACAGUUAUUGUACCCCCCGACAACAAAGUUGUAAGGGAGGGUAUACUGGUUUCAGGUUGACUGUCUGUCCGUCCGUCUGUCUGUCCGUAGACACAAUCUUGUGCGCACCAUCUCUCCUCAUCCCCUUGACACAAUUUAAUGAAACUUCACACAAGUGAUCAGUAACAACAGUAGUUGUGCAUGGGGCAUGUUAGGUUCUUUCAGAAAAAAAAUUUGCAGAGUUACGGGACUUUGUUUUUUGUUACUAUACUAUAUACAUAGACACAAUCUUGUGCACACCAUCUCUCCUCAUUCCCUUGACACAGUUUAAUGAAACUUUACACAAGCGAUCAGUAACAACAGUAGUUGUGCAUGGGGCAUGUUAGGUUCUUUCAGAAAAAAAAAUUGCAGAGUUAUGGGACUUUGUUUUUUGUUACUAUACUAUAUACAUAGACACAAUCUUGUGCGCACCAUCUCUCCUCAUCCCCUUGACACAAUAUAAUGAAACUUCACACAAGUGAUCAGUAACAACAGUACUUGUGCAUGGCGUAUGUUAGGUUGUUUCAACGACAAAAAUUGCAGAGUUACGGGACUUUGUUUCUUGUUCACAUACUAUGUACAUACAGUCUGCAUAUGCAAUCUUGUGCGCGCCUAAUCUUCCGAACCCUUGCACACAAUUUAAUGAAACUUCACACAAGUGAUCAGUAUCAACCCUAGUUGUGCAUGGUGCAUGUUACGUUCUUUUAGAUAAAUAUUCUGCAUAGUUAUGGGAGUUUGUUUUUUGUUACUAUUCUGUAUACAUACAGUCUAUAUUCAUACAGUCCACAUAAUUAUGCAAUCUUGUGUGCGUCAAAUUGCAAUGUACUGUGUCAGUGCAUGUGGGGGGUACAUUCAUCAUCUUUAGUGAUAGCUCUAGUUCCUGGUUGCUUGACCUUUAACCUGCUGGCAGCAAGUGAUUCUGUGUUUGCGAACAGUGCAGAACAAGAUCAGCCUGCACAUCCAUUCAAGAUCAACCUGCACAUCCGUUCACCCCAUGUGGUUCUGGGAUGAUCUGUGUAUGAAAAGAAUUGGAACCACUGCCUCACCCUUGCAUGAUCGUAAGAGGCGACUAAUAGGGUCUUAACACUUGGUUUUGCUGUAACUCUGUGAUUCCAGCAGGUAUGCAAAUUUUGAUUCCAUACCUCAUGUUUUUAUUUCGAUGUAAAUGAGAUAUGAAACCAAAAUUUGUAGUCCUGUUUGGCGCUAUAUAACAUAUACUGUGUUGGUGCGCAGUAAAACCCAAAUAAAAUAAAAUGCACAUCUGUUCAGGCUGAUCAUGUUCUGCACUGUUUGCUAUUUAGUCAGUACAUUUGCAGUGAACACCCCUUUGUUAAACAAGUUGAACUGUCCAAAUUGAACGAUGGACCGGUCCAUUUUAGAAAUUUAGCAGGGUAUAGGUUAAGACAAGUGGCUACUUAGACAGGUUCAGCUGUAUGUCUCAAGUUAUUUUUAUGGUGAAAUGAGAUUCUAUGAACUUAUAUAAAUCAGUCAACUUAUUCACUUGGCAGACCUAUGCUCUUUUGCCUUUUAACCCUAAGCCUGCUAAAUUUCUAUAAUGAACUUGUCCAUCUUUCAAUUUGGACAAUGCCAUUAACUAUUAAAACUGGUGCUUACCAAAAAAAUACUGACUGAAUGGCGAACAGUGCAGAUCAUGAUCAGACUGCACAGAUGUGCAGUCUGAUCAUGAUCUACACUGGUCGCAAAGGCAGAAUCAGUAGUGUUUAGAAUGAUAAAGGCUUAAUUGUUCUUAAAAUAUUUUUAUGGAGAACACUAAUCUUGUUCAGAAAAGAACUGAAGUUGUUGUUUCAACUGUUUUGGUAACCGUUGGAUCUAUGCAUCUUCAACAUGAUGUAGAUUUAAUAUUUUUUGACAGUUUUCUUCUCCAUUCAUCCAUACAUCGAUUUUGCAUUUCUAAAUUUAAACUGCAGUGCUAUAUUUAAUGUUGUCUUAUUUAUUACAAUGUUUUCAGGUAAAUGGACACACUUGAUUAGAUUUUGUUCUUUGUUAUCUACAAUAUAUUUAGGAUAUGAAAGAUGUGAAGACAGUCUAUGACAGUUGUCCCAGUACCUUUAUAUAUGUUAUGAAAUAAAUAUUUUUGGGAAUAUAAAAUAAAACUAUGGAAGGUUA